Nematolebias whitei (Rio pearlfish) is the source of this 842-nucleotide messenger RNA. RefSeq names its product B-cell receptor-associated protein 31. NCBI's taxonomy places the organism in Eukaryota, Metazoa, Chordata, Actinopteri, Cyprinodontiformes, Rivulidae. Gene Ontology annotation, cellular component: endoplasmic reticulum; endoplasmic reticulum membrane. Gene Ontology annotation, biological process: intracellular protein transport; endoplasmic reticulum to Golgi vesicle-mediated transport. The record is from RefSeq and is a predicted model, not a curated record.
GCUGCUGCGGCGCCUGGCCACCCUGCUCUCCCAGCAGGCCACGCUCAUGGCCUCCAAUGAAGCCUUCAAGAAGCAGGCGGAGGGCGCCAACACUGCUGCCAAGAAGUUCAUGGAGGAGAAGGAGCUGCUGCAGGAGAAACUGCACGAGGCCGGGAUCGAGGUGCCAGAGGGCGGGAAACCAGGAGCUGGACCCCAGGAGGAGAACAAGACUCUGAAAGAGGAGCUGAAGACUUUGAAGAAGGAGCUGGACAACACCAAGAAAGCCCUGCAGAAGUCCGACAGCGACGUCUGCGCCAUGAAGAAGCAGGCCGAGAACCUGACACUGGAGUACGACCGCCUGCUGGAGGAGCACAGCAAGCUGCUGGCGAGCAGUGACAAGAAAUCUGACUGAGGAUGAAGACCGUCGGCUCAUCUUCAUCACGGCCUCUUCAUCAUCCCACUCUGAAACAUGUCUGCGCUGUGAUUGGCUGAUCGAGUCUGCCUGUCAAACUGUUUACGUUUCUGUAACUGUUUGUUUGUCUUGCUCUGUUUGUGUUUUUCUGUAAACGGACUUUAACUCUUCGGUAACUUUGAGCAGAUAUUUCCUGUUUCUGCAGCGCAUCACUUCCUGUUCCAAUAGGAAGUGAUGCGCUUCAUUCCAAAAUAAAAGUAUCUGACACUUUGCACGACCGUUUGAGGCAUCCUGAAGUCUGAACCGACGCUUCUUGUAGGUUUAGUGGACCUGAAUGUUUGGAUCAGAACCAGACUGGACUUGGUUCUGGAUCGGUUCUGGACUUUGGAGCUGUUUAAGUAUUUUUGUUGAUCAGACUUUAUUUAAAUCAGAAUAAAACGGUUGAUCCAGA